Messenger RNA from Trichoderma virens Gv29-8, 1221 nucleotides. RefSeq lists its product as uncharacterized. Lineage: Eukaryota; Fungi; Ascomycota; Sordariomycetes; Hypocreales; Hypocreaceae. The transcript is spliced from 4 exons. Gene Ontology annotation, molecular function: zinc ion binding; DNA binding. Gene Ontology annotation, biological process: DNA-templated transcription. Gene Ontology annotation, cellular component: nucleus. The annotation marks the transcript as partial. The record is from RefSeq and is a predicted model, not a curated record.
AUAUUCUUUUUAGAUUCCGCGUUGUUUCAGCAAUCUCAGCUACAAAUUUUCGAUCCUCCUCAAAUUCCAGAGUAUAUUGAAGUCUAUACAGGGCAACCGGCUGAUAUUCGCGCGGUGGCUGCUCAGUUUUUCAACGAUAUUCACCAGUGGAUGCCAAUUAUUUCCAAGCGACGUUUUUACCACCAACUCUUGAAUCCUCUUUCGCCGCGCCGGGCUGACUUUGUGAUGGUCAUCAUCGCAAUGAGAUUGAUUACGUGGUCACCAUCUGAGCUCACGGCCGAACCGAGAUCUCCUAUGUACUUAGCAGCGAAACGUUAUUGUGCGGAAACAGAAAUGACGGGUAAUAUCACGAUAACAUUUCUACAGGCUACCAUUUUCAUCGCCAUCUAUGAGUUUGGGCAUGCUAUAUAUCCGGCCGCAUAUCUCUCGAUUGGUUCUUGUGCGCGAUAUGGAGCCGCUCUAGGCCUUAACAAUGAUGGGAAAGGUUCAGGUCGGCCACCCCCGGACGACUGGGUAGAACUAGAGGAGAUGAGGAGGGUGUGGUGGGGAGUUUUGAUACUUGAUUGCCUAGUCAAUCUUGGCAAUCCUUUACGCAUGCUCGCGACGGAGGAGCCAAAGUCGGAACACCCGUUGCCGGUAGAUGACACAACAUGGGAUAACGGGAAUACGAUACCAGAAAAUGAUUUGACAUUAUCUAGUUGCUCGUCGCUAGAAAUGGGCCGGUUCGCUCGGUUCGCUCAAGCGACUGCGCUUUUGGGAAAGGUGCUUAGACACAUCUGUGACGACAUCAUAGAUGAGUCUCUCUACGAUGAGGAAGGAGUACAGCUACAACGAACACUCUCUUCACUUGUAAAUCUCUCAUUUAUCGAAGGCCAAGCUCGUAACUUGGAAUUCUGUACGCAGACAGCUACAUGCUAUAGCGCAAUCUUAGCUCUCCACCAACCAGAAGUUACGGCUGCGAAUCUCAAAUAUAGAUCUGCUGCCAACAAUUCAGAAAACACACCGGAAGCAGUAUCAAGGCGCACGGCGAUAAUUGUGCAGAGCUUUCAGCCCAGAGGACAUAUACCCGUUAGCAUUGUCUCUCCAUUUUGUUUACAUUUAAUCUACCAAGCGGCUCUUAUCUUUACCAGAGGCACGCAAUUAACAGAAACAAGCGAUAAAAUGAGCCUCCUAGAGCAGCUCAAAUGGGGCCUCAGUAUACUGAGCAGCAAAUGGAAAGCU